UUCUUCUCCUACCCCCCACCCCCCUUCCCCCAACCCACGCCACCACCACCAACCUCCUCCGCCGCGCCGCUCUCCCGCCAUGAAGCAGCUCCACAAGUCGUCCCCCACCCACGCGCCGGCGGCGGCGCACGCCCCGGCGUCCAAGGCGUCCAAGGCGUCCCGCCCCGGGCCCCGAUCCUGGGUCGGCUACCUCCUCCGCGAGCAGCGCCUCCUCUUCGUCCUCCUCGGCGCCCUGAUCGCCUCCUCCUUCUUCCUCCUCCGCCCCUACCUCUUCUCCCUCUCCCCGUCCUCCCACGUCCCCGACCGCCGCCCGCUCUUCUCCUUCGCCUCGCACACCUCGUCGGCGUCGGGCGUGCCCCCCGGGUUCCGCCCGCCGCCGCGCCGCGUCGUCGUCACCGGAGGGGCCGGGUUCGUUGGCAGCCACCUCGUCGACAGGCUGCUGGAGCAAGGGGACAGCGUGAUCGUGGUGGACAACUUCUUCACCGGGAGGAAGGACAACGUCGCGCACCACCUCCGGAACCCCAGGUUCGAGCUGCUCCGCCACGAUGUCGUCGAGCCCAUCCUGCUCGAGGUGGACCGGAUCUAUCACCUCGCGUGCCCCGCGUCCCCUGUGCACUACAAGUACAACCCCAUCAAGACGAUCAAGACCAAUGUCAUGGGAACCUUGAAUAUGUUGGGUCUGGCAAAGCGAAUUGGUGCAAGGUUCUUGCUAACUAGCACAAGUGAAGUUUAUGGAGAUCCACUUGAACAUCCACAGAAGGAGACUUACUGGGGGCAUGUUAAUCCUAUUGGUGUUAGGAGCUGUUAUGACGAGGGGAAAAGAACAGCAGAGACUUUAACCAUGGACUAUCACAGAGGUGGUGGUGUUGAGGUGCGCAUUGCUCGCAUUUUCAAUACAUAUGGCCCUCGAAUGUGUCUAGAUGAUGGCCGUGUGGUUAGCAAUUUUGUUGCCCAGGCAUUGCGUAGACAGCCUAUGACAGUUUAUGGUGAUGGAAAACAAACUAGAAGUUUUCAGUAUGUUUCUGAUCUGGUUGCUGGACUGAUGGCUCUGAUGGAGGGUGAUCACAUUGGCCCUUUCAACCUGGGAAACCCAGGAGAAUUCACCAUGUUGGAACUUGCACAGGUUGUGAAGGAAACAAUUGACCCAAUGGCAACAAUUGAAUUCAAACCCAACACAGCUGAUGAUCCUCACAUGAGAAAGCCAGAUAUUACCAAGGCCAAGCACCUGCUACGUUGGGAGCCAAAGGUCUCUCUCAGGGAAGGUCUUCCCUUAAUGGUGAAGGACUUCCGUCAAAGAAUUUUGGAUGAGUAAUCAAAACAAUGUGUGUUUACUCAUCUGGAUUCUAUAUGAUGCUGCAAAUAUAGUCAGUAGCACUUCACCUGCUGGAUCACGCAGUACAACGUUAUUUACUGCAUACACGAUAAAUGUUGUAGAAUUACUUGAUUUUUUUGUAUCUUGGUGAGACAGAACAGAAUUAGUUAAUUAUUUGUCCACAUUGUGAAUCUUAGUAAGUCUUGUGAGAAGUAUAGGUUUGUAUAUCAGGAGCUGUUAUUGGUUUCAAAUUUUCAUCUAGCUCCUAAUUGUAAUACGAAUAUUUGAUUCAAGUGAAAUAUAUUCAGACGAGUUCGCUUUUUUGCUCUUCA
This is a messenger RNA of Oryza sativa Japonica Group (Japanese rice), 1644 nucleotides long. Its product is annotated as UDP-glucuronic acid decarboxylase 1. NCBI's taxonomy places the organism in Eukaryota, Viridiplantae, Streptophyta, Magnoliopsida, Poales, Poaceae. Gene Ontology annotation, biological process: D-xylose metabolic process. Gene Ontology annotation, cellular component: cytoplasm. The record is from RefSeq and is a predicted model, not a curated record. Gene Ontology annotation, molecular function: UDP-glucuronate decarboxylase activity; NAD+ binding.